This is a messenger RNA of Lepus europaeus (European hare), 3437 nucleotides long. RefSeq names its product aspartyl-tRNA synthetase 2, mitochondrial (gene DARS2). Gene Ontology annotation, biological process: aspartyl-tRNA aminoacylation. Gene Ontology annotation, cellular component: cytoplasm; mitochondrion. Bases 345 to 2303 code for a protein of 652 amino acids. The transcript is spliced from 17 exons. Gene Ontology annotation, molecular function: nucleic acid binding; ATP binding; aspartate-tRNA ligase activity. The record is from RefSeq and is a predicted model, not a curated record. Lineage: Eukaryota; Metazoa; Chordata; Mammalia; Lagomorpha; Leporidae.
GGGCGCUGGCCGCACGGGUGGACGGGCGCUGGCGGGUGUCCGCGGUCCGUGGGGUGUGCGUUCGGAUGCUGAGAGACUUUGGGGUUGCUCAGCCUGAGAAGACCCGAGGUCGGCCCCGUCCUUCCGUGGACUGAGGUCGCGCCUGGCGCCGCUGCGUGGGAGCCUGCUCUCACCUUGUGGGUUGGUUUCUGGACACUCGUGCCCGCGCGGUGUGCGGAGCAGGCCUUAAAUGUAGGAGGAAGCCGUGGGAAUCGCUAGGAAUUGGCGUGUUUGCAGGCUGACCCCCGACCGCCGGGCGACACCGGCAGCGAGGACUCGGGUGGCCGGCCGCGAGCGGUGCCACCAUGCACUUCCCGUCGUGGAUGCGUCAGCUGUGCAGGGGUUUCUCCGGACCCGUCGGGUGGACGGCGCAGCCGGCCUGGGGCUCCCCGUGCAGGAGCCUGGGGCUGAGCUCGCACAGGAGACUUCCAGAAUUCAGUAGUUUUGUUGCCCGGACCAACACAUGUGGAGAGUUGCGUUCUUCUCACUUAGGCCAAGAAGUCACCUUGUGUGGAUGGAUUCAGUACAGAAGACAAAACAUCUUCCUGGUCCUAAGAGAUUUCCACGGGCUUGUACAAGUUGUCAUUCCCCAGGAUGAGUCGGCUGCCUCUGUGAAGAAGAUUUUGUGUGAAGCCCCUGUGGAGUCUGUGGUGCAGGUGUCUGGGACAGUUGUUGCUCGACCUCCAGGACAAGAGAAUCCCAAAAUGCCAACAGGUGAGAUUGAAAUCAGAGUUAAAACGGCUGAGCUUCUGAAUUCCUGCAAGAAACUACCCUUUGAAAUUAAGGACUUUGUGAAGAAAACAGAAGCUCUGCGUUUGCAGUAUCGCUACUUAGACUUGCGCAGUUUCCAAAUGCAGUAUAACCUGCGGCUGAGGUCCCAGAUGGUCAUGAGAAUGCGGGAGUAUCUCUGUAAUCUGCACGGAUUUAUAGAUAUAGAAACCCCAACACUAUUUAAGAAGACACCAGGGGGUGCCAAAGAGUUUUUAGUGCCAUCCAGGGAGCCUGGAAAGUUUUAUUCCCUCCCUCAGAGUCCUCAACAGUUUAAGCAGCUUCUGAUGAUUGGCGGCUUCGACAGGUAUUUUCAAGUUGCUCGAUGUUACCGAGAUGAAGGUUCAAGACCAGAUAGACAGCCCGAGUUUACUCAGAUUGACAUAGAGAUGUCUUUUGUAGACCAGACCGGGAUCCAGCGGUUAAUUGAGGGUUUGCUCCAGUAUUCCUGGCCCAGUGACAAAGGUGCAGUGGCGGUUCCCUUUCCUUCUAUGACUUUUGCCGAAGCAUUGGCCACAUAUGGAACUGAUAAACCUGACACUCGCUUUGGAAUGAAGAUUAUAGACAUCAGUAAUGUGUUUAGAAACACAGAGAUUGGGUUUCUUCAAGAUGCACUGAGGAAGCCCCAAGGAGCUGUCAAAGCCAUCUGUGUCCCCGAAGGAGCAAAAUACUUAAAAAGAAAAGACAUUGAAUCCAUUAGAAAAUUUGCAGCUGACCAUUUUAAUCAGGAAGUCUUACCUGUAUUUCUGAAAACCAAUAUAAACUGGAAUUCUCCAGUAGCUGAACUGAUAAUGGAGGAUCAAAGAUUGGAAUUAAUCAGACUAAUGCAAGUCCAAGAGGAUGAUGUGAUCCUCCUAACUGCUGGAGAGCAUCAGAAAGCGUGUUCUUUGUUGGGAAAACUGCGACUGGAAUGUGCUGACCUUCUAGAAACAAAAGGAGUGGCACUCCGUGACCCGGCUCUGUUCUCUUUCCUGUGGGUGGUGGAUUUCCCACUCUUCCUUCCCAAGGAGGACAAUCCCAGAGAGCUGGAGUCAGCCCACCACCCAUUUACGGCUCCUCACCCCAGUGACAUCCACCUCCUCCACACUGAGCCCGCAAAGGUCCGGAGCCAGCACUAUGACUUGGUUUUAAAUGGCAAUGAAAUAGGAGGUGGUUCUAUCCGAAUUCACAAUGCAGAGCUGCAGCAUUACGUCUUGGCAACGCUGCUAAAGGAAGAUGUGAAAUUGCUCUCCCAUCUACUCCAGGCUUUAGAUUAUGGGGCACCCCCUCAUGGAGGAAUUGCCUUAGGGUUAGACAGACUGAUGUGCCUUGUCACUGGAUCUCCAAGUAUCAGAGAUGUCAUAGCCUUCCCAAAAUCCUUUCGAGGACAUGACCUCAUGAGCAGUGCUCCAGACUGUGUCCCUCCCGAGGACCUGAAGCCCUACCAUAUCCAAGUCUCCUGGCCAGCCGACUCAGAAACAGACAAGAAUCCAUUGAAUCACCAUCAAGAAAGUUGAGCUUGGCCGGCGCCGUGGCUCAACAGGCUAAUCCUCUGCCUUGUGGCGCCGGCUGGGGCGCCGGAUUCUGUCCCGGUUGCCCCUCUUCCAGGCCAGCUCUCUGCUAUGGCCCGGGAAGGCAGUGGAGGAUAGCCCAAGUCCUUGGGCCCUGCACCCGUAUGGGAGACCAGGAGAAGCACCUGGCUCCUGCCAUCGGAUCAGCGCGAUGCGCCGGCCGCAGCGGCCAUUGGAGGGUGAACCAACUGCAAAAAGACCUUUCUCUCUGUCUCUCUCACCAUCCACUCUGCCUGUCCAAAAAAAAAAGAAAGCUGAGCUUUGCAUUUUGUCCUCUUUACUUCCCCAAGAUUAAAAUGAGAUCCAGAGGUCUCCCAGAGAUUGGAGUCAGGUCUUGAGGUGGAAGGAAUCCAGACAAUUCUUCACAUUGAAGAAACAGAAGAUGUCUAAUUUUGACCUGACAACAUGCAUCAGUACCUUUAAUUUUUUGGUAGGGACUUCAUCAAAGUUCCAUUUUACUUGGAGAGUUGGGAAAGAUGUUUCUUGGUUUGGGAAAUAUAAUGGCUUAGCAUUUUCUAAUUAUGUUUUUCAUACCCAGGUAUAUUAUUCACUUAAGACAUCAACUAGUCAGUUGAUGGAGGGUUCAGUUCACCCACAUCAAUAUAAUCAUAUAAAUAGUGACAGUUCAAGUAUCAACUUAAUAUAUUUAAAAGCAGCACAAUACAAAACCUAUCACUGAAUUGCGAGAAAAUCUUGUUUCACCUUGAUCAUGUUACACAAACCUCCCCCAGCCUCCCUUCCUGCUUUUGUGACAGGCACUGAAUACUUGCCCUGGCCACCUCACAGGGAUUUUGUUGCCAGAAUCAGGGGAGAUAACGUAUGUACAAAAUGUGAGUGAAAAUGCUUUGAAAAAACUAUGUAAGAUACUAUCCAUCCACAAACAAAUGCAGGUAUGUUUUAUAAAGAUGAAACAAAUCUAUAAAGUUAUAUGAAUAAGUAUUCUUUUUCAUAAGCAUUAAUCCCUGAGUAAUAUUUUUUUCUGAAUUGUAAUUGAAAAUACUAAUUUACCUUCAACUAACCUCAAAUAUAUUAAGGAAACACUUAAGACUGUAAUAAUUAAAACGAGGAAAAAGGCCUUGA